GUACACACGCACUAACUAUUGACACACAGCGAGCCCCCAAUUGUGACACACACGCGUGUGGUGCUUUCCUAUCCACCACCCGCCAGCACCGAGAUAUAUAUCACACCCAUACUAAUACCCACACCCCACGUGUCUGUCGUGUCUGCCGCCUCAUUUGGCCGCCCGUCACUGCUCCGCAAGCACGUAGCCCGCAUCUCUGCACACACACCAGCACCAUGACAGGACAGAAGCCAACCAGUUUGUACCAAGCGUGGCAGUCAGUUGUGUGUGCGCUUGCGUACUGGUCGAUCAUCUUCUCGACAUACUCCUCCAACUCCCCCUUGGCAAAAUCGUGUGCCGACAAGCUCUCGACUAGCUUAUCCAACCUGCAACACCACCACCGCACCACCACACACCACCACACACAACACCACACACACAACCAAUGUGCAGUUGCGUCGUCAUGGCCAGCUGUGCCUUCAUUCACUCAUCUGCGCCACUCACUCCACUCACUUGUCGAGUAUCUGCUCGGAUCUCUGCUUGAAGGCCUCGAAGGCGCCCUGCCGUGAGUGGUCCAGCAGCUUGCGAAACGCCGCCCGCUGCUGCUCCUUGUGCAUGCGCCUGACUACGAGAGCCAUGAUGCUGGCGGCCGCCUCCAUGCGCUUGGCCUGAUGCCGCACCACCUGCACCCCCAGGAUCGUCGUGAAGCGCACGAUGGCAUUCCACCCCUUGGCGUCGUGCUGGGGAGGGAGAGGGACGGGGUGGAGACCCUCAAAGGCGGGAUCAUGAGGCGCACUCGACUCGGGCAGGACGGCAUGGACCAAGUGAGGCGGCAGCUGGUGGUAAUACUCAUACUGGUCCUGCAUGAUAGCUAUCUUACGGCAUCCGCGGCCCAACGCAACGCUUCACCCCAGCAGC
This is a messenger RNA of Vitrella brassicaformis, 897 nucleotides long. NCBI's taxonomy places the organism in Eukaryota, Vitrellaceae. The record is from the annotation of a GenBank genome assembly.